AUGGGUGCUGGAGGCAUGGGCUCAGGCAUGGGUUUUGGCAUGGAUGGGGGCGCGCGGGGAGGGGGAGGCGGAGGGGGGUGGGGAAUGGGCGGCAUGGGGGGAAUGUCAGGCAUGGGGAACAUGGGCAUGGGCGGGAACAUGGGCGGAGGCAUGGGGAUGGGAAUGGGCGGAGCGGGCGGAAUGGGGAUGAACAUGGGAUAUGGCCCCGGUCCAGGGGGAAUGGACGGGCCUGGCGGAUGGGCAGGCGGAGGCGGAGGAAGAGGGGGAAUGCCAGGCGGCAUGGGGGGAGGGGGAGCGGGAGGCGGAGGGGGAGGUGGGGGCGGCAUAGGGGCCGGUGCAGGGGCAGGCGCAGGGGCAGGUUCGGGGGGGGGCGGAGGAGGCGCUGGGAUGGGCGGAGGCGGGCCAGAAACGGGUGGUAUACCACCAAGAGCGUCCCAGUCAGGCCCAGCGAACGGCCCUGGUCGGGGGGGCAUAUUCUACCGCACGAAAAUGUGUGUCAAGUUCCGCAACGGCGUGUGUCCGUACGUGAGCAACUGCAACUUCGCCCACACGCAGGAGGAGCUGCGAAGGCCCGUGCCCAGCUGGGGAGGGGAUGAUAUGGCGGGGCGCAAGGGCGCGGGGGAUGGCAGGGGGCCGGCACGAGGAGGUGACGGAGGAGGGGGAGGAGGGGGUGGUGGAACUAGUGGUGCGGAUGGGAGUGCGGAUGGGGUGAGAAGAGAUGGCCGACCACCAGAGCAGCAGCAGCAGCAGCAGCAGCAGGCACCACAAGCAUCCGAGGCACAAGGGCCCGCCAGCAAGGCAACGCCUGGUGCUGCUGGCGAAGGUGCUGGUGGGGCUGGUGGCAUUGCCAAGGGAGGGGCGCCAGGGGAAGGAGCAGGGGGAGGAACCGGGCCUGCAGGGGCGGACGCUCCUUCUGCAUCAGCUGCUCCUGCUGACGGUGCUGGUGGCAGUGCUGGUGGAGGGGGGGGAGUGGGUGGAGGAGGGGGAGGCGGAGGAGGGAGUGUGGGCAUGGGGGCGACGGGCAAGCCACCGAAUUGGCGCACGCGCAUGUGCCACCGGUGGGAGAUGACUGGCAACUGCCCCUUCGGUGACAAGUGCCACUUCGCCCACGGGGUUCAUGAGCUGCAGAGGUACGGGGGCGGCCCCAUAGACCCAUCCAUGCUGCCGCCGCCCUAUGCCGACCAGUUCCACCGCAUGGGACCCGGCAUGCCCCCCAUGGGCGCCAUGGGGGGGGCAAUGGGCGCAAUGGGGGGAGGCCUUGGGGGAAACGUUCCCCCUGACUUCCCCCCCUAUGGGCCCGGCGGUGGACCUGGUGGUGGUGGGCCUGGUUUCCCCGGUGCUGCAGGGAUGGGUGCGGGUGGGAUGGGAGCGGGGCCUUUUCUCCGGCCUCCCCCUAUGGGGUUUGGUCCUGGGGGUGGGGCGAUGGGGAGAGGAGGGCCCAUGCCUGGCCAAGGUAUGGGCUCGUUUGCUGAUGGCAGGCAUGGGAUGGGUGGCGGUUUGGGUGGUGGUAGAGGGAGGGGGAGAGCGGAGGGUGGGAGAGGGUUGAGUGGUGGGGGGAGGAUGGAGAAGGAUGGGGUGAAUUUGUUGUAUGGGGACUGGGUUGAAGAGGAUGAGUGGGCAGGGAAGGAAGGGGAUGAGGAAGAGGGAGCAGAGGGAGAAUUUGAUGGUGGGAGGCUGUUGGAAGAUGGGUGUGAUGAGUUACCAGGCCUGUCGAAGUUCCUGGGGCCUAUACUUGCGCUCCCCAGCUCCUCCCCAUCUGACCCUGUUUUGGGUGUAGCUGAGCGUUUGGGCGCCCUUAACGGUCACGGGCACACCCCAAAGUGA
This is a messenger RNA of Closterium sp. Naga37s-1, 1824 nucleotides long. The record is from the annotation of a GenBank genome assembly. NCBI's taxonomy places the organism in Eukaryota, Viridiplantae, Streptophyta, Zygnematophyceae, Desmidiales, Closteriaceae.